AAAUCCUGUAUGAAUGUGGAAGCCAUUAAGAGAGUAAUUGCUGUCUGUUACCAUGACAACCAGCCGCUGCAGUCACCUGCCCGAAGUCUUACCAGACUGCACCAGCUCAGCUGCUCCCAUGGUAAAGACCGUGGAGGACUGUAGCAGCCUUGUGAAUGGACAGCCGCAGUAUGUCAUGCAAGUUUCGGCCAAGGACGGGCAGCUGCUGUCAACGGUAGUACGGACUCUUGCUACACAGAGUCCUUUCAAUGAUAGACCAAUGUGUAGGAUUUGCCAUGAAGGCAGCAGUCAAGAGGACUUGCUUUCACCCUGUGAAUGUACAGGGACCCUGGGAACUAUUCAUCGCAGCUGCCUUGAGCACUGGCUGUCAUCCUCAAAUACCACUUACUGUGAACUCUGCCACUUCAGGUUUUCAGUAGAGCGCAAACCCAGGCCGUUGGUCGAGUGGCUAAGAAACCCAGGCCCACAGCACGAGAAACGGACACUAUUUGGGGAUAUGGUGUGCUUCUUGUUUAUAACUCCACUGGCUACCAUCUCUGGCUGGUUGUGUCUGCGGGGAGCAGUGGACCAUCUGCACUUUAGUAGUAGACUAGAAGCCGUUGGCCUCAUUGCACUCACUGUCGCACUCUUCACAAUUUACCUCUUUUGGACAUUAGUAUCAUUUAGGUAUCACUGUAGAUUGUACAAUGAAUGGCGUCGGACCAAUCAAAGAGUUAUACUUCUCAUCCCAAAGUCUGCCGGCAUCCCUUCAAACCAGCAGUCCUUGCUGGGUCUGCAAUCGGUCAAAAGGAACUCAAAAGAGACAAUCGUAUAAUUGUGCUACUCCCACACUGGGGCCAUGAACUACAUAAGGGAGGGGCUGACUCCACCCCAACAUUGGUAGUAUAAUAUUCUGGAAGACAGAGUCAAGACGACUUGACUGUUGCAAUUGAAAUCAUGGACGUUGUAAUCAUAUAUUUGCUAAAAUGCCAAACAUGUUUAAAAAUUUAGCAGAUACUAUAUGACAUUCUCCAAUACCAUGUUGAUAGCUGCAUCACUAGGAAUGCAACCCUUUUUUAUUGUUGUUUAAAGAUAUUAAACUAUGAUGGUUAAACAAUGCAAAA
Messenger RNA from Heteronotia binoei (common prickly gecko), 1103 nucleotides. RefSeq names its product membrane associated ring-CH-type finger 3 (gene MARCHF3). Bases 53 to 814 code for a protein of 253 amino acids. Gene Ontology annotation, biological process: protein ubiquitination. Lineage: Eukaryota; Metazoa; Chordata; Lepidosauria; Squamata; Gekkonidae. The record is from RefSeq and is a predicted model, not a curated record. Gene Ontology annotation, molecular function: ubiquitin-protein transferase activity; zinc ion binding. The transcript is spliced from 4 exons.